UCGAUGGUUAAAAUGGCGUUUCAAAUUGCUCACAGACAACGAGUGACAAGGCUCUAUCGUCGCUGUUUGAAACAUCUUUUGUCUUGGGCUAUAGACCGUAGUGUGUGGAGGGAAGAAGCCGUUAAAUUGAGGGCUCGUUUUGAUGAACAUCGCAAUGAAACGAAUGCUCGUACUGCAGUGGCGUUAGUGGAGGAGGCAGAGAUGCUGUUUGAGAAGUACAAGCAUCCAGAACCGUACACAUCCCCUGAGGCUCCAGAUGGCAGCAAAUGGGAGCGGAAUAUGCCACCACCGCCUCAUGUACUGGUGAUGACUCCUGAGGAGGAGAAAUGGUAUAAAGAAGCAAGUCAGUGGUGAUCGUCUGAUAGAAAAUUCUGAACUCUGAACUUGUCGCUAUUUGUAUAGUUACCCUCGCACUACAGUACACUGCUAUUUAUAUAAUGACAAAUGUACUUGUAUAUCCAUA
Corticium candelabrum is the source of this 463-nucleotide messenger RNA. Its product is annotated as NADH dehydrogenase [ubiquinone] 1 beta subcomplex subunit 9-like. Lineage: Eukaryota; Metazoa; Porifera; Homoscleromorpha; Homosclerophorida; Plakinidae. Bases 4 to 354 code for a protein of 116 amino acids. The transcript is spliced from 3 exons. The record is from RefSeq and is a predicted model, not a curated record. Gene Ontology annotation, biological process: mitochondrial electron transport, NADH to ubiquinone.